GGUCCGUCUGCAGCAGCUGGAGAAGGAGGCGCGACCUGCGCGAUGUGAGUUCGAGGCGCUCCCCGGGCUGGCUCAGUCGCGCCCCAGCAAAGCCGUCGGGAGGCUCCGGAGAAACGGUCAGCUGGAACGACACGGGACAGCAGCCUCCGGUCUCUGGAGUGGUUGAAGGAAGCUGGAGCAGAGGGGGGCGACGGUGGGCCCCUUUGGAUGCCCCACCUCUGCUCGCCUCCCUGCAGGAGGAGGUGGAUUUUCACCGGCUUGGCUGCCUCCGCCCUCCCUCCCCCCGUCAGUCAUGGUGGGUCACCUUCACCUGCAAGGAAUGGAAGAGAGCCUGAAAGAGAAGAACCGGGAAGGUUUGCUGGACAGUCCGGAUUCCGGGCUGCCCCCCAGCCCCAGCCCUCCCUUCUGUUCCUUGUCUCCAAGCAUCGUUGACAACCGAGCUGCGGCCACCAGCAGGGCCACAGAUAUCCCAGGACAUGGGAACCGGCAGGAGGCCAAAGAGGGGAAAGUGAUCCCAUACCUCCUCCUGAAUGCCUCCACGUCGGAUAUGAGGCCUCGGAUGUACCCUGUGUUUUUUGGCGAAAGCAUAGAGGUCAACCCUGAACCGGCGCAAGAAAUUCGGUGCAACUCUGAGGUAAAAUAUGGCUCCGAGCGGCAUUACAAGGACAACGUAUUCUAUUGCCCGAUUCCCACCGUCACCACCUACAGCGAGACCAUCAUAGCUGCCCCCAAUUGCACCUGGCGGAACUACAAGUCUCAGCUUAUCUUUGAACCGCGGCAGAAGCCCCUCAGGUUCCAGAGCACGACAAUCAUCUUCCCGAAACACGCAAAGAACAUUUACCGGACCACUCUCAACUAUAGCCUGGGAUGCGCCAAGCGCUGGUUUGCCUCAAGUGUGCAGCUCGAACUCUGCGAGGAGAAUAGCCCUUGCCUCAUCUACACUGGGAGCCUUUAAUACAGUAUUCUGUCCGCCGUGGGCAACUCUUAACCAAAAUUUAUGGCUCAGGCCCGUGCUGGAGGCAAAGCCCUUUCCAAACUGCCAGUCUUUGGCUGAUGCCCUCUGUUCACCACCACCGGGGCUGAACACAGUUCAAAUUAUCCCCCCUUGCUCUGAGAAGAAGCCAAUGGAGGGGUUUGUCUUCAUAUCUGGAGUGGCUAAGGGCGGAGGUUUUUUUAAUUCUUCUCACUGUGAAUCCACUCUGCUCAAUUCACACUUUAAUGCGAUCCAAAGCCCCUCAGUUGCCUUAAACAUGCUGUUUUUAUAAUCUUGUAAAGGCCUCUCUAUAGUGUGUAGGAUGCUGCCAACCAUUCCCUUGGAGAGGAUGGUUACGUCAAAGACGAUUUCACUGACUGAGACAUCAGGAACAUCGCGUUGGGCCGUACAGAAUAUUGGCCUCAUCCUGAAAGCUUACUGGUUAGGUGACCAUGGUAAUAGUUAUAAAGAAAUGGCUAUGAAGAUGAUACGGGAAAGGCAAAUGGUGGCUUUUCCGCAGUUGUUGAGGUGUUGCUGAAUCAGGAACCGGCUGUUCACACUGUCUUAGCAAAUAACCGUGCGUAUAGAAAAAGCCAAGAAGAUUCUUUUUUGGGGUAGCUGUAACACACAGACAAGCUAAGUGUAAUGAGUGCUCAGAUGAACUAAUUCCUGUAGGAGGCUGUGCAUUUGACAAUCAUUUGCUCUAAAUAAUUGUAAGUUGGCAGAGUGGGGGUAGUGGUUAAGGGUGGUGGAUUCUAAUGUGGAGAACUGGGCUUGAUUCCCCACUCCUGCACAUGAAGCCUGCUAGGUGACCUUGGGCUAGUCACAGUUCUCUCAGAACUCUCUCGGCCCCACCUACCUCACAGGGUGUUUGUGAGGCUCUUUAAAGGUAGAGAACAGUGGAGUAUAAAAACCAGCCCUUCUUCUUUUAAUAAGACUGUAUUGGACCAAAAGGGUUUUUUUUUUAAAUGCUUCGUGAUAAAGAAACUGUAAAACUCAAGGCAGGGUUUCCCAGAUGUGGAGCUUUGUUCUGUGGGAACCUGAGGAGAUGGGGAAAUUGGAUUUGUUUGGACUUGCAAACCUUGCCUGAGGUACACGGAUAAGGCAGGAAGAGAGUGUGUGUGAAGAGGCAGAAAAGGGGGAAGAGACUGUACUCGAGAGCUGUAGUUUAAUUGUGCAUGGUGUACAAAUUAAAGGAAAUCAGGCACAUAAGUAAGCCAGAGGCCAUUAUGCUGCCUAGAAAAAUCGUGUUUUUGAAUGGGGAAUGAUAACCAGUUAAGCCAGUAGCAGAUUCAGAAUGCAACAAGUAUGUGAUCUCCACUGUAAUAAGAAAGAUUCUGCAUCUGAGCAGAGAACAAUCUACGUUUAAGCCAACCGUGUCUGUAAUCUGCAGUCAUAAUUCAGAAAUUGGGAGUUCUGACCACAACAGGAAUUGCAUGUCUGCAGAAAUGUUUGGCACACUGAGGCCCAUUUAUAGAAAUACAGUCGUAUCCUUGACAGUCAAUGGGAAAUAUUUUCACAGAUCCGUAGAUUCAUGUAAGAUCCCAACUUGUUUGGCAAGAUCUGGACCACAGGAGAAUUCAGUUCCUUGUGUGUAGCAUGGAGCGGAUCCAACUAGAUUCGUCAUGAAGCUUGUCCACUGGAAAUGUAGAAACUAACUGGAAUAUUUUUAAAUACAGAAUAGAAGCCAAGCAUGAAAAUCUCUGUGUGGCAAAGGGAACAUUCUCAGAUCAUCUCUCCACAAUCUAAAUCACAAUCUAAAGGAGCAGCAGUGGCAUAGUGGCUAAGAGCAGUGGCUAAGAGCAGGUGCACUCUGAUCUGGAGGAACUGGGUUUGAUUCCCAGC
Messenger RNA from Sphaerodactylus townsendi, 2818 nucleotides. It is a transcript of the gene RFLNA, whose product is annotated as refilin A. The coding region runs from base 293 to 955 and encodes 220 amino acids. The transcript has 4 exons. Gene Ontology annotation, cellular component: actin filament bundle. Gene Ontology annotation, molecular function: filamin binding. Gene Ontology annotation, biological process: actin filament bundle organization; negative regulation of chondrocyte development; negative regulation of bone mineralization involved in bone maturation. The record is from RefSeq and is a predicted model, not a curated record. Lineage: Eukaryota; Metazoa; Chordata; Lepidosauria; Squamata; Sphaerodactylidae.